UUUGUUCCAAAUUCCUGAAUAGACUGAGUUUUGAAAGCCAGUCAGAAGUGUUGUCUUUGCUUAGGUCAAGAUCGUAGAAUUAAAUAUAAUAUAAAAUAAGGAAGACAGACUAUAUACCUAAUGGAUUUUUUUUAUACUGAUCUCAGACACUGAGGUUAACGGUUUCUGCAGUUUAUCUCAUAGGGGAACCUUUGUACCUGCAUGUAGAACCCUAUAGAACAUCGUUUGCAUUACAGACAGGGUUACAAACAGAACUCCAGAAGGAAGCUGUGAUCCCUGAGAUGACCGUCACGUAUACUGCACGUGUGGCGAACGCUCGCUUCUGCGGCUUCUCCAAGCUGCUCCUGGCCUGGAAGGGGAGCAUCUAUAAAGUUCUCUACAAAGAGUUUCUGGCUUUUUUUGCCAUGUAUAGCGCCAUCAGUAUCACAUACAGGUUCAUUCUUGAAGACGAGCAGAAGAGACACUUCGAAAAGCUCUCAAUUUACUGCAACCAUUAUGCCAGCCUCAUCCCGAUGUCUUUCGUCUUGGGGUUCUACGUGACCGUGAUAGUGAAUCGCUGGUGGAGUCAGUACACGUCGAUCCCGCUGCCGGACCGGGUAAUGUGCGUGCUCUCGGGCGGGGUACAGGGCGUGGACGAGCAGGGAAGGCUGCUGCGCCGCACUCUCAUGCGCUACACCAGUCUGUCUGCUCUGCUCAUCCUACGCUCUGUCAGCACAGCCGUUUUCAAGCGCUUUCCCACCAUCGACCACGUGGUGGAGGCGGGAUUUAUGACACGAGAGGAGAGAAAGAAAUUCGAGAGUCUGCGCUCUCCCUAUAAUAAAUACUGGAUCCCGUGUGUGUGGUUCGCUAACCUGGCUGCCAUGGCUCAAUGUGAAGGUCGAAUCAAAGACAAUAACACUUAUAAACUGUUGAUGGAGGAGCUGAAUCAGUUCAGAGAGAAAUGCAGCAUGCUCUUCCACUACGACAUGAUCAGCGUGCCACUCGUUUACACACAGGUGGUGACAUUAGCAGUGUACAGCUUCUUCCUGGUGUGUCUAGUCGGCCGCCAGUUCCUGGACCCGAGGCAGGGCUACCCAGGUCAUGACCUCGACCUGUACGUCCCCAUCUUCACCCUGCUCCAGUUCUUCUUCUAUGCUGGCUGGCUCAAGGUGGCAGAACAGCUGAUCAACCCGUUUGGUGAGGAUGAUGAUGAUUUUGAAACCAAUUGGCUUAUAGACAGGAACUUCCAGGUCUCAAUGAUGGCAGUAGAUGAAAUGUAUUGCGAUUUGCCCAAAAUGGAGCAGGAUCGCUACUGGAACGACUCGAACCCACGACCCCCCUACACCGCCGCCACGCUGUUCGUCCUCCGCAAACCCUCCUUCCAGGGCUCCACGUUUGACAUGGCAAUUCCUAAGGAAGAGAUGCACUUCCACCCUCUGAAAGAAAUCGCUGAGAAUCUGGAAGAAUCUGCAACACGCAAUCAAAACCUUGCUCUGUUCAACCGGGUCCUAAACUCCGCCCCUUCUCCCACUAGCAUUGUGGAAGGAGCCUUCUGCAGAACCUCUGCUCAGCUGCAGCGAUUGACGAGUUCAGGCAGUCCUGACUCCUCCUACUCUGAAGGGGAGGAGGGAGAGGGGAAAAGGUACACUGGGCAGAACAAGGGUACGGGUGGAUCACUACCCUCAGGUUUAGCAACCGACACCCAGAGCAACACCUGUAGCUGCAGAGGAACCUCCAACACACACGCUCCUCUCUUAGCACAGGGCUUCAACUCAAACUAAGAGAAAAGGAUGCAAGGAAGAGGAGAACAAGAAAGAAUUGUCCAUUAUAAAGAUACAGACGCCUUUAACACGAGUGCUGAUGCAGAAAACUUAUCCAGAGCUCCGAGCUUCAAACAGCACCAAACGCUCAACACCAGACUUCUUCUCAUUCCAGACAUUCAGAGACCAGGCAAAAGUCAUGACACCACAGUCGACAAAUGUAAAUGUUACAACGCUCUUGAGAGUUUUUACAUUCCCUGAAGCACCACAACGGACUUUUGAGAAAUGCAGACAGCAGUAACACAGAAUAAGCAUGGGCUCAGAUGUCUGUUUGUCCGACAAGGCUGAGGGAUCACCGUGCAACCUUUUACCUUUCUCCUUCACUUAAAAUGGACAGUGUAGCUUUGGUACAGAUGUUUUUUUUUUCCUGAUCAAAUAUAUAAAAUUCAUUUGAUAUCAAAUCACUAACAAUCUAUUAAUAAUUUCAGUU
Silurus meridionalis is the source of this 2229-nucleotide messenger RNA. RefSeq names its product bestrophin 2 (gene best2). Bases 282 to 1760 code for a protein of 492 amino acids. Gene Ontology annotation, molecular function: chloride channel activity. The transcript has 9 exons. NCBI's taxonomy places the organism in Eukaryota, Metazoa, Chordata, Actinopteri, Siluriformes, Siluridae. The record is from RefSeq and is a predicted model, not a curated record.